AUGGAGAAACCAUGGAAAUGUGAGGACUGUGGGAAAGCAUUUCAUUCCUUGUCGAUGCUGGAGUUUCAUCAACACAGUCACAGCAGGGAGAGGUCGUUCACUUGUUCUGAGUAUGGGAAUGGAUUCCCUGAUUCACCUGCCCUGCAGAAACACCAGCAUGCUGCCACUGAAGAGUGGCCAUUCACCUGUUCAUUGUGUAGGAAGGAAUACCAUGAAUAUUUCACCCUGUUGAGACAUCAGCAAGUUCACGCAGGGAAGAGGCCAUCUACGUGUUCGGAGUUCGGGAAAGUAUUCACUCAGUUAUCCAACCUUCGUGCACACCAGCAAGUUCACACUGGGAAGAGGCCAUUUAUAUGCUUUGAUUGUGGAAAAGAAUUCACUCAGUCAUUAAGCCUGCUGAGACGUCAGCGAAUCCUACACGGCUCUGUAGCUGUAGAAAGGACCCCCAGUAUGGGCCAGGACUUUGCAGAAUGA
This is a messenger RNA of Rhincodon typus (whale shark), 474 nucleotides long. Its product is annotated as zinc finger protein 664-like. NCBI's taxonomy places the organism in Eukaryota, Metazoa, Chordata, Chondrichthyes, Orectolobiformes, Rhincodontidae. Bases 1 to 474 code for a protein of 157 amino acids. The record is from RefSeq and is a predicted model, not a curated record. The transcript is spliced from 2 exons.